AUGCUCAGUCACAUGUGGAAAUGUCUUCGUAAGACACAAGUCAAGUAUCAAGUAAAGAAAAUUAUUACGUUUCUCCCUAAAGACAUAAGCAACCAAAAUUACCGAGCAGUCUUCAGUUUUUCUGGAAUCAGUGACGUGAAGAAGGAAUGUUCUGGGAGGAAGCUAGUUCGGUAAUCCGUCGAAUAAAUGUGUGAUAUGGUUUCUGACGUUGAUAAUUGGAAGAAAUUUGUUCCAUUGUGUAAGAAAUCUGUAGUUUUCUCAAAACGAUCAGGUCAUUUGAAGGCUGGUCUUGUUAUUGAUUUUCCUCCAGUUAAUGAAAGCCACACAUCAAGUUUACCUCUUGCGAAACCACGCCUGGUGAGAGCAGUGGCCGGCCGCGAAGGAAAACCAUUUCUUCAUUUGCUAACGAUAUGGAAAUUUAAUCCUUCUUUUAAAAAUAAUCUUAACUCUUGCAUUAUUGAUUUUUCUGUACCUUUAGAAUUUCGAUCGACAUUGCAUUCACAGCUUUCCUAUAUAUUUCUCAGUCAUAUAGUCAGACAAAUGGAGGGUGCCUUUCUGACAGAAGCAAAAAGACGCUAUGGGAAGGCAUCGCUUCAGAGAAAAAUAAUUGGCGUAGUUUAA
Messenger RNA from Schistocerca serialis cubense, 621 nucleotides. Its product is annotated as coenzyme Q-binding protein COQ10 homolog A, mitochondrial-like. NCBI's taxonomy places the organism in Eukaryota, Metazoa, Arthropoda, Insecta, Orthoptera, Acrididae. The record is from RefSeq and is a predicted model, not a curated record. The transcript has 2 exons. Gene Ontology annotation, cellular component: mitochondrion. Gene Ontology annotation, biological process: ubiquinone biosynthetic process; cellular respiration. Gene Ontology annotation, molecular function: ubiquinone binding.